AUGCGCAGGGUGUUCUGGGUCGACGAGGGCAAGGUGCAGGUGUGCUGGGGCAAGUCGAGGAGCGACGAGCCCCAGGUCAUGGACCUGGCCGAGUGCGCCGGCAUCAUCUUCGGCCCCGUGACCAGCACCUUCGCGGCGGCGGUCCCCGGGGUGUCCGGGAAACGGGCGCGGAGGCGGGCCCUGGCCGAAGCCCGGUACCGGUACGGCGGCAAGAGCACACGCACCACCAGUUAUUCAGUCGGGCUUGCACCUCUGCGAGAGGAAGCUGCCAGAAUAGCAACAAGAGUCGGGGGUCGAUUGUCUGAUUUUUUGUUUGAUUAUUUUGUUUCUUUUUUCGACCAAGCUCUGCCUGUUCGGGCGAAGAGAACUAUGCACAUGCACCCAUCCUGGCAAGGCCCAACCUUGACCCAGGAUCGGUGCAUAUGCCUUCCUGGCCAAGGCAGGAGGGCGUAUGCACCGAUCCUUGGCUCAGGAUGGGCCUGGCCAGAAUCGGUGCAUGUGCAUAGUUCUUUUUCCUCUACCUGUAAGGGGGACGUGCCCGACCUAACGCCAGUGCCACCUGCGGCCCCGGCGCGGAGGCCGCUCCCCCAAGGGCAGCGGGAGUGA
This is a messenger RNA of Prorocentrum cordatum, 606 nucleotides long. The record is from the annotation of a GenBank genome assembly. NCBI's taxonomy places the organism in Eukaryota, Dinophyceae, Prorocentrales, Prorocentraceae.